AUGGAGGAGGAGGAGGAGGAGGAGGAGGUGGAGAAGGGGAAGAAGGGGGGGAAGGGGGAGAAGGGGAAAAAAGCGGGGAAAGGGAAGAAAGUGGUGAGGGGGCAAAAGGGAAAGACGGGGCAGAAGGGGAAGAAGGGGAAGAAACGGGAAGGGGAGAAUGUGGAGCAAGAUUGGGAGAAGAUUGGGGAGGAAAGAGGGAGUGCGGUAAGAGUAGAGGAGAGGGAGGGGGCUGAUUGCAAGCAGCAGGAACGGUUGCGGCAGGGAGGUGUGGGUACUAGAGGGGCGAAGGUUGGUGCUGCGGAGGUGAGGGAUAGCGGGAGGGAAGGAGUGAGUGGUGGUUCGUUGUGUGAGGUGCGUCAGAAAGGAAAUGGUGGUGAUGGUGGAUCACCGAGUGGGGAAUAUGAGAAGAAGCAGGAGCGGUUGCGGCAAGGAGAUGUGGAGGGAGAGGCGAAGGGUGGUGCUGCGGAGGUGAGGGAUAGAGGGAGGGAAGGAAUGAGUGGUGGUGUAUUCGCGAGUGGGAGAUGUGAGGGAUUAGAUCGAAAUAAUAAGGAAGGAGGUGUUAACUUAGACGGAAGGGAUAAGGGGGGAGGUGUAGGAGGAGGCGAGAGAGGAGAGGAGCAAGAGGAGGAGGAGGAAAAAGGGGAAGGGCAGGAUGAGUGGAAGGAUGUGGAAGGGAAGGAUGAGAAGGAACGAAAAGAGGAGGAGAGAAAGGAGGAGGAAGGAAAGGAGAAGGAAGGGAAGGAGGCGGAGGAGGGGAAAGCGGAAAGGAGAGGGAAAGGAACAGAGGGGCGAUUGCGGGGAAGGGACAAGGCAGCAGGCAGUGGUGCAGCAGGCAGUGGUGCAGCAGGCAGUGGUGCAGCAGGCAGUGGUGCUGCAGGCAGUGGUGCUGCAGGCAGUGGUGCAGCAGGCAGUGGUGCUGCAGGCAGUGGUGCUGCAGGCAGUGGUGCUGCAGGCAGUGGUGCUGCAGGCAGUGGUGCUGCAGGCAGUGGUGCUGCAGGCAGUGGUGCUGCAGGCAGUGGUGCUGCAAGCAGUGGUGCUGCAAGCAAGGGGGGCAAAUGGCAGCUGCAGCUAGACUAG
Molecule: messenger RNA, 1077 nt
Organism: Closterium sp. Yama58-4
Lineage: Eukaryota; Viridiplantae; Streptophyta; Zygnematophyceae; Desmidiales; Closteriaceae
Source: the annotation of a GenBank genome assembly